Molecule: messenger RNA, 1569 nt
Organism: Phytophthora sojae
Lineage: Eukaryota; Oomycota; Peronosporomycetes; Peronosporales; Peronosporaceae
Exons: 1
Coding region: 1-1569 (522 amino acids)
Biological process (GO): ammonium transmembrane transport
Cellular component (GO): plasma membrane
Molecular function (GO): ammonium channel activity
Source: RefSeq, a predicted model, not a curated record
AUGAUCAGCAAAAGCUCGGCCAUUAGGCUAGCCUUCCUGGCUGCUGCUGCAGCCGUUGCUCUCAGCGCACGAACCGUCUCCGCUCAAGACGGAUCUGGGCCCCCAAUAACCUGCGAUGUCUCGCAGUACCUCGACUCCACCACCAACGAGUGCGUCAACUACUCUUCGCGCGGUGAGAAGGCCGGCAGAGCCUAUGACACCACCAUCGACUCCGGCAACACGGCGUGGAUGCUCAUGUCCAGCGCCCUCGUGAUGCUCAUGACCCCGGGUGUUGCUUUCUUCUACGCCGGCUUGGCAGGAGAGGAAAUGGCUUCGAACACGAUGAUGAUGUCGUUCGUGAGCAUGGCCCUAGUGUCGAUCCAGUUCUGGGCGUUUGGGUACUCGGCGUGCUUCAGCUCGGAUGACAUCUUUGGGUGGGCAGGAAACAACGACGUCGGAGCGAUUGCGAGCGGCACCUACGGCGGCAGUAUCCCCCACAUCCUGUUCGCUUUCUUCCAGACUCAGUUCGCCAUGAUCACUCCAGCGCUGUUGAGCGGCGGUAUUGUUGGUCGCAUGACGUUCGGCACAUUCGUGCUGUUCGUAUUCCUUUGGACAUCUCUCGUGUAUGACCCGCUCGCUCGCUGGAUGUGGUCGCUCAAGCUCGACGAGAACUGGGAGAUCACCGCCAUGGGCUGGGAGGGCAAGAUGGGCUCGCUCGACUUCGCCGGUGGCACCGUUAUUCACGUUUCCAGCGGCUUUGGGGCCCUCGUAGCAGCGAUCUUGGUUGGCAAGCGCUACAACCACGGAGACCCCGUCAAACCUCACAACGUGCCGCUGGUGAUGAUCGGCGCUACUCUAUUGUGGUUUGGGUGGUUCGGCUUCAACGCUGGCUCCGAGGGGGCUGCUGACGGCAUCGCUGCGAUUGCUGCCAUUAACACGCACUUGGCUCCGUCGUCGGGCUUCCUCACCUGGGCAGCGUUGGAGUUUAUCCUGUACCAGAAGUUCGACCCUUGUGGCGCUAUCAGUGGAUCUGUUGCCGGCCUUGUUGCCAUCACUCCCGGAUGCGCGUUCGUGAAGCCGUGGGCGACUGUCAUUUUCGGCAUCGUCGGUGCUGCUACGGGCUUUGGGGCCGUUCACCUCAAGAACCACCUCCGCUACGACGAUACCCUGGACUCGUUCGGCAUCCACGGCUGCGGCGGCUUCAUGGGCGGUCUGCUCACGGGGCUCUUUGCCACGUCCGACGUCAACCCCGCCAUCGAGGGUGGCGCCUUCUACGGCAACGGCAUGCAGUUCGUGCACCAGCUCAUUUCGCAGUGCGUGGCGGCGGGCUACUCGGCCGUGGUGACGUUCCUGAUCCUGAUGGCACUCAAGUACACGGUGGGUCUGCGCGUGUCGGAGGACAAGGAAGUGAACGGCAUGGACGUCUCGUACCACGGAGGCCAGGCGUACGAUUACAGCGCGCACGGCCCGAGCUCGCCCGCCUACAAGGCGGCCAACCCGCCCGAGAGGGACUUUUCGAGCAUGAUGACGCCGGCGGAGUCCGACUCGGCCAGCAAGUCCACCAGCAAGGAGCCGAUCAUGAACGUGUAG